AUGGCUUUUCUGGAGGAUGGGAACCACACUACAGUGACAGAGUUCAUUUUAUUUGGCUUAACAGAUGACCCAGUUCUUAGAGUCAUCCUCUUCACCAUCAUCCUGUGCAUCUACCUGGUGACUGUGUCUGGGAACCUCAGCACCAUACUUCUCAUCAGAGUAUCCUCCAAGCUCCAUCACCCCAUGUACUUCUUUCUCAGCCACUUGGCUUUUGCUGACAUAGGCUACUCAUCAUCUGUUACACCUAAUAUGCUUGUCAACUUCCUGGUGGAGAAAAAUACUAUCUCCUACUUUGGAUGUACCAUCCAGUUCAGCUCAGCUGCUUUCUUUGGGGGACUUGAAUGUUUUCUUUUGGCUGCCAUGGCUUAUGAUCGCUUCAUGGCAAUCUGUAACCCACUGCUUUAUUCAACUAAAAUGUCCACACAAGUCUAUUUCCAGUUGCUCCUCGUGGCUUACAUAGGUGGUCUUCUCGAUAGUUGUUCUUUUACUAUAUGCUUCUAUUCAUUAGUUUUCUGUGGACCCAAUGAAAUCAAUCACUUUUUCUGUGAUUUGGCUCCAUUAUUAAAAUUAUCAUGUUCUAAUGUCAGUAUAACUGCAAUGAUUCUCUCAUUUACAGUUGGAUUAGUUAUUGUGGUAACAAUGUUUGUCAUAGCCAUCUCUUACACCUACAUCCUCAUCACUAUCCUGAAGAUGCACUCUACUGAGGGUCGGCAGAAGGCCUUCUCCACCUGCACCUCCCACCUCACUGCAGUCACUCUGUUCUAUGGAACCAUUACAUUUAUUUAUGUGAUGCCCAAAUCCAACUACUCCAUUGACCAGAACAAGGUGAUGUCUGUGUUCUACAUGGUGGUAGUACCCAUGUUAAACCCCCUUAUCUACAGCCUCAGGAAUAACGAAAUUAAGGUUGCUCUGAAAAGACAAUUUGGUAGGAAAACCUUUCCUUAG
This is a messenger RNA of Rattus norvegicus (Norway rat), 945 nucleotides long. It is a transcript of the gene Or5p6b, whose product is annotated as olfactory receptor family 5 subfamily P member 6B. Gene Ontology annotation, biological process: signal transduction; G protein-coupled receptor signaling pathway; detection of chemical stimulus involved in sensory perception of smell. The record is from RefSeq and is marked reviewed. Lineage: Eukaryota; Metazoa; Chordata; Mammalia; Rodentia; Muridae. The transcript has a single exon. Bases 1 to 945 code for a protein of 314 amino acids. Gene Ontology annotation, cellular component: membrane; plasma membrane. Gene Ontology annotation, molecular function: olfactory receptor activity; G protein-coupled receptor activity.